Molecule: messenger RNA, 1494 nt
Organism: Closterium sp. Yama58-4
Lineage: Eukaryota; Viridiplantae; Streptophyta; Zygnematophyceae; Desmidiales; Closteriaceae
Source: the annotation of a GenBank genome assembly
AUGGACGACGAUCUCAUGAUGGCUACAAACGGCGCCGCCGCCGGCGCUUCGUCUGCUCGCACCCGCACCGCGGGCGCCACCACCGGCGGAAUUGGCGGCGGCGGCGGCGGAGGGUCCGCGGUUCGGCAUCACGAUCCAGUCGCGGACGUGUUAAAGCUCGAGCAGCAGCUGUUCCGCGUGCCGCUGGAGGAGAUUAAAGCGUCCGUGCGACACGGCGCGAAGGAGUCGGAGCGGGAGGUCGCAGCGCUGGUCGCUGCUGUGCGUGAAUUGGAUGCGCAGGGAUCGGUGAAUCAGGCGGAGUUGGUAUUAGCACAAGGAGGUCAACAAGGGGAUGUGACUGUAGCGAAGGCUGCGGAAGUCGUUGGGGCGCUUCUAAAUCGCGUACAGGAACUGAAGAGCAAGAUCAACGUCUCCUUUGCCCAGCAGCAGCAGCACAUGACCCACCUGCGCACUCGUCUGCAAGCCACGUCAGCACUCGUUGCAGCAGGAGCAGGAGGAGGAGGAGGAGGAGGAGCGAGGGAUGGGAAAAGUGGCGCCACCACCACUGCUGCCACUACCACUGCCACUGCUGCUGCCGCAGCAGGUGCUGUUGGUGCUGCUGAUGCAACCAACGCGUCUUGGCAAAUGGAAGCAGCAGCAGACGGAGCGGGAGGAGCAGGAAGGAGUGGGGAAGGUGCGGGGAAUGGGGAAGGGGACGGGGAAGGAGAAGGAGAAGGGGGUGUGAGGGAGCGGUUGGUGCAGGAGUGGAAGCAGCAGCGGCUGCAUCGAGUGGUGGUGGAUUAUUUGCUGAGGGAAGGGCACCUGGAGACAGCUGGGAAAAUGGCCUAUGAGCUACAAUUGCAGGAGUGGGUGGACAGCAGCGUGUAUGAGAGCAUGCUCGCCAUCUACGCUGCUCUGCACCAGCACAACUGCGCACCCGCCCUGCACUGGUGCUCCCAGCAUCGCUCUCGCUUAAAGCGUCUCAAGAGCGACCUGGAGUUCCGCUUGCGAGUGCAGGAGUUUAUCGAGCGGGUGCGGCAGCGGCAGCUAAAGGAGGCAGUGGGGUAUGCGCGCGCGCACCUCGCCCCCUUUGCUGCCUCGCACCUGCCACAGCUGCAGCAGGCUCUUGCAACACUUGCUCUCCGCUCCUCCACCCAGUGCCCCAAGUACAAGGCCCUGUUUGCCCAGUCACAGUGGGGUUCGCUACAGCAACUUUUCCACCGCACUGCAUGUGACCUGCACGGCCUGCCCCACCCCCCUCUGCUGCACAUCUACAUGCAAGCUGGGCUCUCAGUGCUCAAAACCCCGCUGAGCUACGAGCCCGGGUGUCCCAAGGCGGACCCCCUCUCCCACGCCUCUUUCCGCCAUCUCGCCCUGCCGCUGCCCCUCUCCAAGCGCAACCACUCCCAGCUCGUCUGCCGCAUCUCCCACCGUGUCAUGGACUACCACAACCCGCCACUGGUGCUGCCCAACGGCUAUGUCAAGCAGGUGGGUGGGAUUUGUAUGGGCGGGUAA